Messenger RNA from Arachis stenosperma, 877 nucleotides. Its product is annotated as transcription factor bHLH162-like. The transcript is spliced from 3 exons. Lineage: Eukaryota; Viridiplantae; Streptophyta; Magnoliopsida; Fabales; Fabaceae. Bases 64 to 732 code for a protein of 222 amino acids. Gene Ontology annotation, biological process: regulation of transcription by RNA polymerase II. The record is from RefSeq and is a predicted model, not a curated record. Gene Ontology annotation, cellular component: RNA polymerase II transcription regulator complex. Gene Ontology annotation, molecular function: protein dimerization activity; RNA polymerase II transcription regulatory region sequence-specific DNA binding; DNA-binding transcription factor activity, RNA polymerase II-specific.
CAAAGUGCAAAACCUACCUUCUAGUCUUCUAGAUUAUAAUUGGGUAACCCUGGAGAAAUAAACAUGGAUCAAUUGGGAAGUAGAAGUGAAGCUUCUCCAUCUUCAACCAACGACAAGAAGAUUGAGAGAAGGCUCAUUGAGAAAAAGAGAAGGAACCACAUGAGGAUGCUCUACUCCAAACUCAACUCUCUUCUCUCUAUGGACCACAACUCCACUAGUCUCAAGGAAGUGCUGCCAUUGCCUGAUCAAGUGGACAAGGCCAUAAACUAUAUAAAGAAUUUAGAGAAGAAGGUGAAGAUGGCUAAGGAGAAGAGAGAGAGUUUGUUAGGAAUGGGAAGAAACAGGACACGUGGCGCUGGCGGCCUUCGUGAUCUCCCAAAACCGCCACAACUAGAGGUUCAUGAAAUGGGUUCAUAUCUUCAAAUUGUAAUGACAUGUGGAUUAGAUUCCCAGUUCAUAUUCUCUGAAAUCAUUCGUAUUCUAAAUGAAGAGAACAUUGAUGUCAAGAGUAUCAAAUCCUCACUCGUCGGAAAUUCCAUGCACCAUGUUGUUCAUGCAGAGAUUUCACAAUCUUUGCUUCAAUUGGGUGCAACUAAAGUAAGUGAGAGAUUGAAAAGGUUUGUGAAUGAACCAACCAGUGAAAUUGAAUUACAAUCUGAUCAUCAGUUAUUGGAUUUUGAGAUUGAUACUGAUGAAUUAGCGGAGCUUCUAGAUUUUUUAGAAGAGAAAUGAUGAGGAGAAUACUUUUUAUUAACAUUGGCCAAGACUGUGUUAAUAUAUACUUUAUUUUUAUGUUAUUAGAAUUUAGAAUUUAGGAUUUAUAAAAAUAUUUUUAUUGAUCAAAUAUUGACAAAAUUAAUAAUAAUUUUUUUAGUUA